GUCGACCGACACACACGUUUCAACAAAAAACGCGCGUACAGAAUUCGCGACAAUUUUUUUCCUAUCGUCUGUGUUUCAUUAGAAUCAGGACCACGUUUUUUCAACCCAAGAUUUGAAAAAAAUUAACACAAGAUUUUGGUAACACAUUCACAUAUGGACGGGGUUUUCGAACUAAAAACAGACUACAAUAGUGCACUGUCUCUGUAUUUGGAAGUUUUUUGCGUGAAAAACAAUACAAUAGUGUUUUAAACUAUAGUUUUCGUGUGUGAAUCGAGGGUAAAAUGGCGAAAGAUGUGAACUGCGACGUGAUCCUGGAGGAACUCGGCCAGUUCGGGAGAUACCAGGUCCUGAAUUACUGUCUGAUCAUGGUCCCCAUAAUGUUCAGUGCGGUGUACAACGCGCAAUACGUCUUUAAUGCUGGCGUGGUCCUACACAGAUGCGCAGUGCCAGAAUGCGAGUCUCCACCGUACCAGUACGAAACCGGCGAGUGGGGUCUCUGGGCGCUUGGGUCCCAGUGCGCGCGGCCGGCGCCCAGCGACGAUGGCGCGUGCGCUCAGGGCGCCUUUAGCGCCAAUCAUACCGUAACGUGCGAUGAGCAUGUAUAUGGUAGCCAUGAUACCAUUGUAGCUGAGUUCGACUUGGCGUGCCAAGAGUGGAAACGGACGCUGGUGGGCACCAUACACAGCGCGGGACUGUUCGCCGCGUUACCGCUUACUGGCUACGUCUCCGACACUUUCGGCCGUCGCACGGCGUUCGUCAUGACUGCGGUGCUGGCUGCACUGAUGGGCCUAAUACGAUCCUUCUCCGUCAACUACGUCAUGUACCUCGUGUUCGAGUUCUUGGAUGCCACGUUGGGAUCUGGCGUAUACAGUACUGGCUUUAUUCUAGCGCUAGAAAUGGUGGGCCUGAAACGGCGAGUGCUCGGCGGUAACAUAAUCUCUAGUUCCUUCGCAAUCGGCCAAGUGAUUCUCGCCCUAGUGGCCUGGCACGUCCCCUACUGGAGGCAUUUAACCCGCGUCCUCUACGUACCAUCUUUCCUUUUCAUCUUCUACUACUUCCUCAUCGAGGAAAGCGUGAGAUGGCUGCUAAGUAAAGGCAGGAAACAAGAAGCUGCUAAAAUUAUCUAUAAAGCUGCUGCUAUCAAUAAGAAGGAACUGUCUCCAGAAUCCCAAAAGCAGUUAGAAUCUCCUAAUGAGCCUACGGAAGUUGCAGUUACUGAGCAAACGUCUAUUAGCAGACCUCCGAAGAAAUCGCUGUUCAAACAAGUUUUGAAAUCAAAGAUUCUCAUCUCACGUCUCUUCAUUUGUUCCUUCUGGUGGAUUACCGUGACUUUCAUCUACUAUGGACUAUCAAUCAACUCGGUUUCUCUGGCCGGGAACCAAUACGUGAACUUCAUGUUGACGUCUCUCGUGGAGAUCCCCGGGUAUGCGCUGAGCGUGCUGACGCUGGACCGCUUCGGACGCAAGAGUUCCAUCAUGACAGCGUUCUUUGUAUGUGGAUCCGCUCUCAUCGCUUUGCCUUUUGUUCCUGAGGAUCUAACCUGGAUCCACACGUGCCUCACAAUGCUGGGCAAGCUGUGCAUCAGUAUGGCCUUCAGCUCCAUAUAUAUCUACACGUCGGAGCUGUUCCCUACCGAGGCGCGACACUCUAUGCUCGGAACCUGUUCUAUGAUUGGAAGGAUUGGCAGCAUUGUGGCACCUCAAACACCAUUACUGAUGCAAAUCAUGGUGUCGCUCCCCUACCUGAUCUUCGGCGUGAUGGCGGGCAUCUCUGGCAGUCUCAUGCUGCUCACGCCGGAAACUUUGCGGUUACGACUACCCGACACCAUCGAGCAGGCGGAAGCUAUGGUGGUCGCGCCGCGGACGAGCAAGCGUACAGAUAUCAUCGUGGAUUAACCUGACUAUGAUGGUCCACACGAGGUAUCAACUCCCAGUCUGAUACAUCGAUACGUAGAGAGCGGUCACUCGCACGACAGUGACGUACAGCGAGCUGCAAAAUUUUAUGGACAUAUUUAUAGACUAUGAAUGAAUACAUUUAUUCUGCCGCUUCUUUCCGCCAUUGUUUAUGCGACAUUAAUUUUUAUCUUCACCACUUAGAUGGUUGGCAGUCAUCUACUGUGCGUUUCUCCAGAAACUUCCUGCUUCGCACAUCUAAACUGUGGAAUGUGUUGCACGUGGUAUUUCCGGGCCGAUACGACCGAAACCUUCAAGGCAUCUUAAAGGUCGGCACCGCACUUGAAAUCGCUCUGGUGUUGCAGGUGUCCACGAGCAACGGUAAUUACUUACCAUCAGGCGAGUCGUCUCCUCGUUUACCUUUUAUAUAUAUAAAAAGAGACCAUGCAAGUUUUAUUCGCCGCUCUCUACAUGCCGAAACUUUUACUAGAAACACAUUACAAAUGUGUAAAAGAUAUAUUUUAGUGUGAUAUACAUUGUGAGCGAGUAAAAAUGUAAAUUGCUUAUAUUUUCGAAACCCGCAGAGUUCGUGGGCAGCUAUAUAUUGAAUUUAAAACUUCAAGUAUAAAUACAAUGGGAAUCGAAACAUCAAGAACUAAAUUGUACAAGUUUUAACAAUAGAAGUACUUCUCUCCAGGGAAAUAAGUUUUACCGUAAUAUUUUUCACAUAGCUUGGCUUGGUGACAACUGUCGCCGUACCCAAGCUAUAAAGUGAUUGACACUGGUCAGUUAGUAUUAAGAAUUUUAUUAUAUUGUACAUUUUAUUAUUUUACUGUAGAAUUUUACUAAAUUAACAUUGUUUUUGUGCCAUUAUGUUUCGUUUACGUAUUAAUAGUUAAGGUGAGUGUAUAAGGUCUGUGGAACCUAAGAAAAUUCGUGCUUCGAAUUUGAUAGAAGUUACUUUUUACAAAUCAGUUACAGCAAAAAUAUGGCGCCGUACCAUCGCCCACACUGUUAACUGACAGUUCGUAAACCCUUUACCAGGCUGCAGGCUGACAGUUCUAGAAUGACAAUCGAAUGUCAGUCUUACUUAUUGAAAAUAGAACACAAGUUUGAAGUGCCGUAUGUGGGAAAUAUAUCCCCACCAGCCUGGUAAAGGGUUAAGAGUGUUGCUGUUUGUACAGUCAACAACAGAGCUAUGAAUACAGGCAAAGUGCCGAAAAUAUGUAUACACGACCUUAAUGUACACGCAAUAAAGUACUGUAUACAUAUUUUUGACACUUUGCCUGUAUUCAUAGCUCUGUUGUUGACUGUACUGCAACAUCUUUAGCUGUCAAACUCGGCGCACUGUCUUUUUUCUUAGAUCUUGCACAUCUUAUACUAAUCAAUAUUUUAUUUGGUAAUAGACAAUGUAGUGUCUUGUGCUCUCAGUUUUAAUGUAAUGAUUGUAAUGAAUGUCAAUACGGGUAACUGUAGCUAAGGGAUAAGUUUAGUGUGACCGGCCUUUGCGUUGGGGCUUGCUUACACAUUGAUAAGCGUUUAUUGCAAUAGUGACGGAAGUAGUGUCACCCAAUGUAUGGGACGUGCAAAUUUUGGUAUCGGAUGAAUUCACUUGGCACAGAUGAAGUAUACGUAAAGCUAUCCAGCCCGGUUAGGGUAGCCAACCGCCACCCCCUGGUGGGUAGGCAGGGGGGCAUCCAAAGUUACACGCCUCGUAUCGGCUUCUAUUUACCUACGACCUCGUGUUUGGUAUCAUUUCCAGAUAAAUCGGGCAUAAGGAAUUCAUUUUUGAGACAUAUAAUGUACAGUUUAAUAGAAAAACAAAAAUAUUUAUGAACAAAUCAAAAUCGGCUUGCUGUUUUUUUAUUCAACUAUUACUAUUAUCAGCCGAAACUACAAAUGCUAGAAAGUUUAAAUUUGCACACCAGGUUACAUUUAUAAUGUGUACAAGAGAUAAGACGCGAUUUUGAAAAAUGUAACCCCUAAGGGGGUUAAAAAGGGGAUGAAAGUUUGUAUGGGGUUCAUGUUUUAUUUUAAGCUAGGAAUUUCACACUUCGUUAAAAGAUAUGUUAUUGAAAUACAAGAAAACUAAUUAAGCGUUUUUGAAAAUUCGUCCCCUAAUGUGGCGAAAUAGGGGUUGAAAACUUUGUAUGAAAUAAAAAAAAAAUUCGAGUGAUGGGCUCGAAACUUGUUCUAUACGCAUAUUAUUAGAAUAUAAGAGAAGUAAUUUAAGCGUUUUUAAAAAUUCAGCCUCUAACGGGGUUAAAAAGGAGUUGAAAGUUUGAAUAACUUUGACUGCCCCCCCUGCCUACCUGCCAGGGAGUGGCGGAUGUCUACCGGGCUCAAUUAGCUUAGCUUUACGUAUAUUACAUCUGUGCUAAGUGAAUUCAUCCGAUACAAACAUUUGCACCUUAUGACACUACUUCCCGGGCUACAAGUACAUUUGCUACUUACAUUUAAUGGCAAAUGUAUAAACUCGCACUAAACACUAAUCAUUGUGUAAACAGGCCAGAUACUCUUACCCCGCAGACACACUUAACCGUAUUUAGGUACUUUAUUAAGUGAUUGCGCUGGUCGCUUUCACAUGAAUUGUAUCAUCUGAGAAUUGUACAUACAAUUGAAUCAUCUUUCUUGUAUUUUUUGUCUACAAAAUCCUAAAUCCUAAUCAUGUCAUUUUAUUUGACAUCAUUCUAUCAACAGGGUGUGUAGAGUCAGACCAAGAAAAGUCUGCAGAGAUUUUGACAGCACCCGCAGUUGAAGUGUUAUUUAUACGUCAUAAUUUCAUAGAAGUUUGACGAUUAAAAUAACACGUGCACUGCGUAUGAUGUCUAAAUCUCUGCAGACUUCUUGGUCUGACUCUAGCAAAUAGCAAUAGCAUGUACAAUUGUGUCGCCUAACUUACUUCAAACUCGGGUAAAUCCAUUCGACCCUUUCAGCAAAUAUAUUACCUUUUCUUAAUACCAAAAUCGUAUAAUCUGACAGAUGGAUUUACCCGAGUUUGAAGUUAAGCGACUCAAUUUGCGAAUAAUAUUUUUUAUCAAUUUACGAAUUGGCAAUUCAGUUUUAUUUAUUUAAAUUAAUAAAUAUUUUUUUUUUAAUAAAUCUAGUAUAAUUGUUGCGAUUUAUCAACAAACAUUUGUAAUACUAUGAAUAGGUAUUAUGAUAAAAUUAGUUAUAUUGAUGAAAAUUGUGAUUUUACCUUUUACUAUUUCUAGGAAUUUUAUUUAUUAAAUAAGUCCGAUAUAGUA
Messenger RNA from Cydia splendana, 5140 nucleotides. RefSeq names its product organic cation transporter protein-like. The transcript is spliced from 9 exons. Gene Ontology annotation, biological process: transmembrane transport. The coding region runs from base 282 to 1895 and encodes 537 amino acids. Gene Ontology annotation, cellular component: membrane. Gene Ontology annotation, molecular function: transmembrane transporter activity. The record is from RefSeq and is a predicted model, not a curated record. Lineage: Eukaryota; Metazoa; Arthropoda; Insecta; Lepidoptera; Tortricidae.